CGCGCACUGCGUCGACUGCGCGGAUCCGAACCGAGCGUUUCUGCAACAGCUGAUUCGGUCGCCAUUUUUUAAUUUUAUUUUUUUUCCAUCACGAACAUAAACAGCAUCAGUCGCGUCGCGGGCAUUUGGAUGUAUCGCUGUUCGGAAGAAAGCGACGACAGCCUCCCCCCCUCCUCCCUUGCUGCAGAGCCCUCUUUCCUCUUUCAACCGAAGAUGGCGGUUGAUUUGGUCACCUGAACCUCCGCGUCGGUUCGGGUAAGAGAGCGAUCGGCUCGUCGUCAGCCGGCCGUUGCGUUGCUCGCGAAUGCACGGUGCCAUGACAACGAACGCGGCUGUCGCGAGCGCACCGCGGAGCCGUCGAGCGAUUUAACGCCGACGUCUCGCCGCUUCUACGUGAGCAAGCAACGGCAGAUGAAGACUCGGCUCUUUAAACCCCUGUACACCGUAGCACCUGACACACACGUACAGACACCGUGCUAACCGGGCCGUUCGAGAUGGGAAUCCAGGGUGGAUUUCCUCACCGUGAGGGAGCGGAGGUUUAAAGGGGCGGGCGGGGAGGGCAGGAAAGGGGGCCUUUGCUGCUCGCCGGUCUGUGAGGAGAUGGACCAAGAGUACGAGAGACGGCUGCUGAGGCAAAUCAACCACCAGAACCUGCCGACAGAGGACCGCCUGUCAAAGUGUGGAAGUGCUACUUGCAGUCCCGUCAGCAUUAGGUUAGGGGACCGCUUCAUUCCGACCCGAGCCGGAAGCAACUGGAGCAUCAACUUCCACUAUGCCAAUGAGAACUGCCGCUCCCCAAACCAGACCCGAAAAGUAAAGGAUGCCACUUCGGAUUCAAGCAAAGAUGCCGUGGCUUAUGCUGCGCUUUUGAGGAAUGAGUUACUGGGGGCGGGGAUAGAGACCGUGCCAGACGCUCACACCGACGACCGGCGUCCCUCUGUCCGCUCUCAAGACUCUCACAGCCUUUUUAGGUACACUGUCCACACUACGAGAGUACCUUUUGAUAGCGAUAACGAAGUCUCCCCUUACUCCCUUUCUCCGCUUAGUAACAAGAGCCACAAGCUGCUCCGCUCCCCACGCAAACCAGCCCGUAAGAUCUCCAAGAUCCCCUUCAAAGUGCUGGAUGCGCCGGAGCUGCAGGACGACUUCUACCUCAACCUGGUAGACUGGUCAGCGGGCAACUUGCUCAGUGUGGGUCUGGGAGCCUGCGUCUACCUGUGGAGUGCCUGCACCAGCCAGGUGACGAGGUUAUGUGACCUUUCCGUGGAUGGAGACUCAGUUACGUCAGUUUGCUGGAAUGAGCGGGGGAGUCUUGUUGCUGUCGGAACCCAUAAGGGUUACGUUCAGAUCUGGGACGCAGCAGGAGGGAGGAAGCUUACCAGCCUGGAGGGUCACUCAGCACGUGUAGGUGCCCUGGCAUGGAACGGCGAGCAGCUGUCAUCGGGGAGUCGGGACAGGGUGAUCUUACAGCGGGAUGUCAGGACCUCCCCAUCAGCUGAGCGGAGGCUGCAAGGUCACAGGCAAGAAGUGUGCGGCCUCAAAUGGUCCCCCGACCACCAGCACUUGGCGUCCGGAGGCAACGACAACAAGCUGCUGGUGUGGAACAGCUCCAGCCUUCUCCCCGUGCAGCAGUACAGCGACCACCUGGCGGCGGUGAAGGCCAUCGCCUGGUCCCCCCACCAACACGGGCUGCUGGCGUCGGGGGGCGGCACCGCCGACCGCUGCCUGCGCUUCUGGAACACUCUGACGGGUCAGGCGCUGCAGAGCACGGACACUGGCUCCCAGGUCUGCAACCUGGCGUGGUCCAAGCACGCCAACGAACUGGUGAGCACUCACGGCUACUCUCAGAACCAGGUGCUGGUGUGGAAGUAUCCAUCACUGACACAGGUGGCCAAGUUGACUGGACACUCUUACAGAGUGCUGUACCUGGCCGUGUCGCCGGACGGGGAGGCCAUCGUUACAGGAGCCGGGGACGAGACGCUACGCUUCUGGAACGUCUUCAGUAAGACGCGCUGCACCAAGGAAUCAAAGUCAGUGCUGAACCUCUUCACAAGAAUACGAUAGUGAACAGACUUUUCUGGUUUCUGGUGGAGCCUCCAGAGCUGUGGGUGAAUUGCACGGAGUCACCAGCGGCACUUAUAGACUAUCACUGAGAGUCCUCUCUCAUCUCGGUGCACUAACCACUAAUAGGACAGUGCUCACGUCCACCUUUUCUACUGAGGAUGCAAUCCCAACUUCCAACAACUGCCAUCCCUCACAGUGAAGUCACUGAUUAAAAAACAAAACAACAAGCAGUCUAUUGUCAGGACAUAUUGUCUG
This is a messenger RNA of Pungitius pungitius (ninespine stickleback), 2319 nucleotides long. It is a transcript of the gene fzr1b, whose product is annotated as fizzy/cell division cycle 20 related 1b. Gene Ontology annotation, cellular component: anaphase-promoting complex. Gene Ontology annotation, biological process: positive regulation of anaphase-promoting complex-dependent catabolic process; anaphase-promoting complex-dependent catabolic process; positive regulation of ubiquitin protein ligase activity. The coding region runs from base 601 to 2064 and encodes 487 amino acids. The transcript has 14 exons. Gene Ontology annotation, molecular function: ubiquitin ligase activator activity; protein binding; anaphase-promoting complex binding. NCBI's taxonomy places the organism in Eukaryota, Metazoa, Chordata, Actinopteri, Perciformes, Gasterosteidae. The record is from RefSeq and is a predicted model, not a curated record.